Molecule: messenger RNA, 1536 nt
Organism: Petromyzon marinus (sea lamprey)
Lineage: Eukaryota; Metazoa; Chordata; Hyperoartia; Petromyzontiformes; Petromyzontidae
Product: rho-related GTP-binding protein RhoF-like
Biological process (GO): small GTPase-mediated signal transduction
Molecular function (GO): GTPase activity; GTP binding
Source: RefSeq, a predicted model, not a curated record
CCCAGGACCCAGACCGCGCUUCGUGAUCCUCGCCAUCAGUCGCGACACAGAGAGCGCGCGCGCCACGAGUAGAUGCCGAUCGCCGCGCUGUCCCUGGACUUAAUAGGCGCUCGCUGACAACGCUUGCUAGCGACACACACGCGCGCGUACAGCCACGCGUUCGUGCCAUACACAGGUACACGUAGACACACACCCGACCCAACACGCGUGCACAGAAACGCAAGUAAACACGCGCACGUGCGCGCACAGCUACACGCGUACAUACUCGUUCACGUGCACGUGUAUACAGAGGUACAUACACACGUACGAGUACACUCACGCGUGCACACAUUGGGAUACACACGCAGGUGCACGUAGGCACAACCGGGUGAAUACACACACACACAGACAGACGCGCAUACACAAGCACAUUCAGAGUCGCAGGUACACACACACACAAGGGAAUUUGCACACUCGCACACGGGCAAGUCUACACGCAAACACGCACGCUCACACACUCAUGCAAACGCACGGUCAGCUACACGCCGGGACGACCCCAAAGCUCGAGAGCGGGGUCGCGUUUGGACCCCGCGGCGCGCACGGGGCUCUCCCCGUCUCGGGGGACCCCGGGGGAAGCAACGGGGAUCCCGGCACCAAGGCGGAGAGGCGGGAGGAGUCGCGCGAGGUGAAGGCGGUGAUCGUGGGAGACGGAGCGUGCGGGAAGACCUCGCUGCUCAUGGUUUACGCGAAGGGCGCUUUCCCCGAGAAGUACACCCCGUCCGUGUUCGAGAAGUUCUCCACCACCGUGGCGCUCGGCAAGAACACCGUGGUGCCGCUCUCCCUGUGGGACACCUCGGGACAAGAGGACUACGACCGCCUGCGCCCUCUCGCCUACCACGACACCCACGUGAUCCUCAUCUGCUUCGACGUCACGAGUCCCGACAGCCUCGACAACGUCUUCUCCAAGUGGGCCCCCGAGGUUGGCCACUUCUGCCGCGGCGUCCCCGUCCUGCUCGUGGGCUGCAAGAGCGACUUGCGCAAGGACAAACUGCGCCUGCGGCGGCUUCGCGAGCAGGGCCAGGAGCCCGUGACCUACACGGCGGCCACGGAGGCGGCGCAGCGCAUCCAGGCUCACGAGUACCUCGAGUGUUCGGCCAAGUUCUAUGAGAACGUGAGCUCCGUGUUCCGCGACGCAGUGCAGCUGGGGCUGCGCACGCAGCGCAGGGAGAGGCGACGUGCGGGGCGGAAGGCUCGCGCCUGCACCCUGCUCUGAGCCAUCGCAGCCUCCACGCCUCCCCCCCCCCAUCCUUUCUCAAACAUCCUCGAUCGUCCUCGUCUAUGGACGUGACAUUGACCGUUGGGAUGGACCAAGCAGUGGCCUCCUCCUGGACUUCCUCGGCCUCGCCCGAUCCUCUUCGGCCAUCGAUGACCCCAGUGGCCGCGUGAUGGACCAAACGAUGGCCUCCAACAACCGCUGAUGAGCUUCUCCACCCACCACCUCCCACCCCAACUCCUCCACCCACCACCUCCCACCUCAACUCCUCCACCCACCACCUC